AUGACCAAAACACUGAAAGGAAAUGCACCCAGACCCAGUACUCCCAUCUCACCAGAACAAGGACAUCAACUAAACAUCUUUUUCAACCGGUUUGACUCGGUUGACUACUCAGAGGAGUGUCGCAGUCAGCUGAAUGCACUCCUCCUGCUGGACCCAAAUGACACUGCCCCCUUCUCAAAGGAGGAUGUUAAGGCCGGGAAGCCUCCACCCGAUGCCACUCCUCCUGCCGCCACUUCCAGCUCUUCAAGAAGAGAACCAGGAUCAGACAGAGCUUUAUUGCCAGCAUGGUUCAAUGAUGCUCUGGACGACUCAGUCUUGGUGGAUGCCCUCGUCACUUUUGAGAGCCAGAAGGAGCUCUUGCCCAUCUCCACCAGCCAGCCUGUGUCCGCCAGGAGUCCCGAACAGCUGCCGCUCUCCACCAGCGUGCCAGCAACUGCAGAGCAUCCUGAGCAGUCUCCUUUACGUACCAGCAAGAAGGCAAAGCGCAGCAAGCACAAGAAGCCCCUGCUGUCCUCCACCAGCAAGGCUGCGUCUGAUGAGCGUCCAGAGCAGCCAACGUCUAGUGUGCAUCCAGAGCAGCCGAUGCUCCUGCCGUCCUCCGCACCUGGUGAGUCUCCGCCUGAUGCUCGCCCCGAGGGCUGCCAUCGACCUCCAACAGCCAGACUGCGUCUGCCACCACCUUGCCGCAGAGUGACUAUUCUGUGGAGCUGGAAGGCUGUGUGCGGCUGUGGGAAGACUCCAAUGGCAUCCCAUCUGCAGACAUCCCUUGGCUGAAGGAGGACAGCGAGAGAGGCCUCUUUACGCCCGUCCAAAUUUACAAGCACAUCAAGGGUGUCAUUCGAAGCCAAAACGUCUCGAUCGCCCCCCAGUGACUGGACCUAGUAUAGGUGAUAAAGCCCGCCUCCCC
This is a messenger RNA of Misgurnus anguillicaudatus (oriental weatherfish), 907 nucleotides long. RefSeq lists its product as uncharacterized. The record is from RefSeq and is a predicted model, not a curated record. NCBI's taxonomy places the organism in Eukaryota, Metazoa, Chordata, Actinopteri, Cypriniformes, Cobitidae.